UGGGGCACCAAAAACGUGAGGGUAGUAGAUGCCAGCGUUUUCCCAUUAAUUACCCACACAAACCCGAUACCUCCCGAUACCUACGGUAUAUGCGGUGGCCGAGAAAGCAGCUGGUUUGAUUCGAGGUCUUCGAUGGCAUGACACGGUCUAUGGAUACUCAACUAGCUUGGUCACUUCUGAAUGUAAUCUCGCACAUGCUACUACUAGUUUCUUCAAUGUGGAACGGAAUUACCAUUUACGCAUCCGAACGGAGUCUUCCCAGAUGAUUCAUCCCGGUCCGUGCGAGCCGAAGCGUCGUGGCCGCAAUGACAGCACAUAGAUAGCAGGCAUUCGCCAAUUAAACAUUGGCAUUUUUAAUACAAGAGUGGAGGCGUGCGAUGUGCGGAGCCCCCGAGAUCAUUAUUUAGUGCCUCUUAUUCGAGACUAAGGGACGAUAAAGCUCACAAAAAGCUCCAAGGGUAAUCUCUUUGUCACCCUCCAUGGAGCACGGACAAGCAUUGCAAGACGUGCUUGAGACAGACCUUCUCCAACUCGGAGGGUCUGCAGCGCUCUUAGGCAUCUUUCUACAUAUAACUAUCUUUCGCACGUCCUUUGCUGUGGAAGAGCACCUCUACAAUCUUCUGGGCCUAUACGCUGCGACCGUCCUAGCUCUUGUCUCCGCAUACUUUACGAGCACUGUGUACUCUCCGACUCAAGUGUUGGGCAGGGUUAGCUUGAUUGCUUUUUCUUUUAAUACUGGCCUAUUUAGCAGCAUCAGUAUUUAUCGCUUGUUCUUCCAUCGACUUCAUCGCUUUCCUGGCCGUUUCGGAUCCAAGCUCACCCGGUUCUACGACGCUUAUCUGUCGGCGAAGAACCUCCAAUACAAUGUGGAGCUCAAGAAACUCCACGAGAAGUACGGCGACUUUGUCCGAACAGGGCCUCGUGAAAUUUCCAUUCUCCGGAAGUCAGCCGUGCCAUUGAUUUAUGGCCCUCAAUCCGAAUGUCUCAAGUCCCUUUGGUAUGCCCAGCUCGACGUAGACCACACGAAGAUAUCCAUGAAUCUAAGCCGCGACUUCGAUGACCAUCGGAAACGAAGAAGGGCCUGGGAUCGCGCCUUUAGCAUAAAAUCCCUCAAAAUCUACGAACCUCGUGUCAUAGCCCAAGCAGGAAAGCUUGUUGCCCAGAUCGACGCCAAUCCAGGAAAACCGUUCGACGCAACUGCCUGGACAAUGUUCUUCAGUUUCGAUAUCAUGGGAGAUAUCGGUUUUGGUAAGGACUUCAAUAACCUCACAACAGGGAUGCAGCAUCACGCUAUCAGGGCUGUUCAUGACCAUAUGAGUUUGAUUGGCGUUUUGAGCCAUGUCCCGUGGCUUUUGAAUAUUCUCAGUAAUCUCCCCGGAGCGGCAAAUGCCUUUUCAGGUUUCUUUGCGUGGUGUGCUGAUCAGAUUGAGAGCAGGCGGAAGAACUGGGAUGGCAAGAAAUAUCCUCAGGAUAUCGUGUCCUGGCUUGUGAAAGCUUUCGUGGAGGACGAUGUCUCCGCCGCGCCAACCGAGCUAGCGCUCCAUGAUGACUCGCGUGUGGUCAUCGUCGCGGGAAGUGAAACAACCGCCUCGACCCUAGCAAACGCCAUUUACUUCCUCGCCAAACACCCAAAAGUCCUCACUAAGCUCCAGGCCCAACUCGACGAAGUAAUGCCCAACGGCCCAAAGAGCUGGACAUACGACAAAGCCAAGUCAAUCACCUACCUGGACGACAUCAUCCACGAGACUCUCCGUAUCAAACCCUCCGUCAUGACUGGAGGCUACCGCGUAACACCACCCAAGGGCCUCCAAGUCGACGAGGUCUUCAUCCCAGGUGACGUGAACGUUGUCGUUCCACCUCAGCUGAUCCAAACAGACGAGAAGUAUUACAGAGCGCCACUGGAAUUUAUUCCCGAGCGGUGGACCGAAAGGAAGGCGGAGUUUGGGACAGACCAGGCUCCCUAUUAUCCCUUUUCCAUGGGCCUAUAUGGCUGUGUGGGGAAGAAUCUGGCUAUGAUGAGUCUCCGCGUCGUUAUCUCUACCUUGGUUCUACGGUAUAAUAUCACUUUUGCGCCUGGGGAGACGGGCGAGGCGUUUGAUAAGGGGGCGCUGGAUACGUUUACUACGAUAUUGCCUCCGCUGCAGGUGUUGUUUCUGCCGAGGUCAUUGUAGAUGAGCCCUUGUUUGACGAUGCAUCACCCUGCUUUAUGGAUGUAUCUGUCGUUUGAAGAUUAUGGAUGUUCAUGUGUGAUGUGUUUGAUGCUGUUUAUAUAUGUAAUUGGAGUUUAUACAUACGAAUUAAAUCGAUCUCUCUCUCCAUA
Aspergillus alliaceus is the source of this 2320-nucleotide messenger RNA. RefSeq names its product cytochrome P450. Gene Ontology annotation, molecular function: monooxygenase activity; iron ion binding; heme binding. The coding region runs from base 480 to 2171 and encodes 563 amino acids. Lineage: Eukaryota; Fungi; Ascomycota; Eurotiomycetes; Eurotiales; Aspergillaceae. The record is from RefSeq and is a predicted model, not a curated record. The transcript has 6 exons.